CGAAGAAGAUCCAGACCAACCGGGAGUGCCUUUGAUUUCAGAUCAAACUCUCACCGGAGAACUGCCGAACACCCAUCGGCAAAUUUGACUAUAGUGACAGUCUCGAUGAAUCUCAGAUCUGCAACUAGGUGCAGAUUCGCUGCAAUUAUAGCCGAGGUAACUGUGAGAUUAAACGAUUUCCAGACCUCGGUCAACAAUGGUCCUAUUUGGUACGUUUCCUUCCCC
Molecule: messenger RNA, 225 nt
Organism: Linum tenue
Lineage: Eukaryota; Viridiplantae; Streptophyta; Magnoliopsida; Malpighiales; Linaceae
Source: the annotation of a GenBank genome assembly